Molecule: messenger RNA, 1304 nt
Organism: Salvelinus sp. IW2-2015
Lineage: Eukaryota; Metazoa; Chordata; Actinopteri; Salmoniformes; Salmonidae
Product: coiled-coil domain-containing protein 136
Biological process (GO): single fertilization; acrosome assembly
Cellular component (GO): acrosomal membrane
Source: RefSeq, a predicted model, not a curated record
GGAGGAGGAGGAGGUGGAAGGAGGAAUGUUAGAGGAGGAGGACUUGGAGGAGUUGAGGUCCCAGGUGUUGCAGCUGGUGUUGGAGCUGGAGGAGGCCAGGGAGGUGUCUCAACAACAUGAAGAGAGCUUCAUGGAGCUCCAGGGUCUGUUGGAAGACGAGCGUCUGGCUAGUGCUCACCAGGCAGAGAGCUUUACCAGACAGAUCCAGAGACUGCAAGGUAGACASGCACGCAAGCGUGUAUGCGCACACACAAACAUGCACCCAAGUGCACACACCAUUAUACACAACCUUCAGGCGGGGGAGGAGGCAGCAGCGGAGAGGGAGAACGACAUCGCCUCCCUGCAGGAGGAGCUGUGUCGUCUGAGGGCCGAGCUGCAGCGUCUCCGCWCCACGGCCCAAGAGUACGAGCUGGAGAUCACCACCCUGCGGGCCGAAAUCAGUAUGAAGAGCAUGAGGAGGGAGGGAGAGACUGACGGUGAGGUAAGCCAGCUGACGGCGGAGUGUCAUACCAUUUCAGAYGAGUGUCAGGCCCUGAAGGACGAAAACAAACAGCUGAGCCACAAACUGCAGCAGCUGCAGCAGCAGCGAGCCGGAUCAUCUAUCAUAACUUUUUGUCUGGGGUCUGAUGUGUCAGUAACAAGCUGUCAGUCCACAGAUAAGACAAGAUCACACAGCUCCAAUGAUGUCUACCUGGCCUUGAGAGGGGAGGGGGACGAAGACCAGAAGGAUGAGGGUGUUGGGCAGGAUGAGGAAUCAGUGAAAGCUGGAGGCUACAUGACCCUGUCCCAGACCCACGGUGKGCAGACCCAGACUGGGCAAGGUGGGCGCUUGGUGGAUGCAUCCAUCCAGAAGAACAUCUCGUUUGAUGGCAAGCCCAUCACCAAUUGGAACGGGGGACCCACUGAAGUCUUCUCCCUACGAGACCAACUCAAACUGGCUGAGGAGAGGGCCUCGCAAGUACAGAGACAAUGUGAAGGGUUGAAGGGGGAGCUUACGGAACUUCAGGGGCUGUUUGACUGCAGCCAGAAGGAGAGGGUUGAGCUGGAGCAGGAACUGCAUCACUGCAGGGUGGAGCUAGAGAGGCUGGGCGGCAGGAAGUCACAGAACUGCACUCCUCCGUCUGAGCCCCCUGUUCUCUCCAUCCCCUUCAUAGGAAUGAUUGUAAUAAUGGCCCUGAUAUGGUGCUGGUGGGAGGAGCUGGCGUCCUAGAGGGGACCAGGAGRGCGAGGGAGGCUGGAACCUGGUGGCGGUGGUUGCCGUGGCAGUGCUUGUAGUCCUGAUAGUCCCCAGCCUUUCCAGAGCG